AACCGUAUUUUGCCCCAACACGCCAUUGGCGUGAAAUCACAAAUGUUCCAAAAUUUUUUGAACAGACCUUGUAUGUUCUGAAACGGAAAUUCCUGACCUGAGAAACUUAACUGGUCUGUGUGUUUUAGACUUUUUCUGCACUGUUGUUAGUGUCUCAAGCUUAGUGGUGUGAGAGCUGAUUUAAGUUAGAGCUGCUAUAAUAAUCAGUGACACUUCAGAUAGAUUAUAUAAUGGUAAGACAGAGAUUUAGGAACCAGGUUUUAAAUUGUAAGGCAUUUCCAGGGGUUGAUGUGGACUCUGACCACAAUCUAUUGGUUAUGACCUGUAGAUUAAAACUGAAGAAACUGCAAAAAGGUGGGAAUUUAAGGAGAUGGGACCUGGAUAAACUAAAAGAACCAGAGGUUGGACAUAGUUUCAGGGAGAGCACAAGGGAGCAAUUGAUAGGAAUGGGGGAAAGAAAUACAGUAGAAGAAUGGGUAGCUUUGAGGGCUGAAGUAGUGAAGGCGGCAGAGGAUCAAGUAGGUAAAAAGAUGAGGGCUAAUAGAAAUCCUAGGGUAACAGAAGAAAUAUUGAAUUUAAUUGAUGAAAGGAGAAAAUAUAAAAAUGCAGUAAAUGAAGCAGGCAAAAAGGAAUACAGACGUCUCAAAAAUGAGAUCGACAGGAAGUGCAAAAUGGCUAAGCAGGGAUCGCUAGAGAACAAAUGUAAGGAUGUAGAGGCUUAUCUCACUAGGGGUAAGAUAGAUACUGCCUACAGGAAAAUUAAAGAGACCUUUGUAGAUAAGAGAACCACUUCCAUGAACAUCAAGAGCUCAGAUGGAAACCCAGUUCUAAGCAAAGAAGGGAAAGCAGAAAGGUGGAAGGAGUAUAUAGAGGGUCUAUAGAAGGGCGAUGUACUUUAGGACAAUAUUAUGGAAAUGGAAGAGGAUGUAGAUGAAGAUGAAAUGGGAGAUAUGAUACUGCAUGAAGAGUUUGACAGAGCACUGAAAGAUCUAAGUUUUCAUACAAGGCCCCAGGAGUAGACAAUAUUCCAUUAGAAUUACGGAUAGCCUUGGGAG
Schistocerca gregaria is the source of this 1055-nucleotide messenger RNA. RefSeq lists its product as uncharacterized. The record is from RefSeq and is a predicted model, not a curated record. Bases 231 to 881 code for a protein of 216 amino acids. The transcript is spliced from 2 exons. Lineage: Eukaryota; Metazoa; Arthropoda; Insecta; Orthoptera; Acrididae.